GUCCAUGAUGUUACCUACUGUGCUCCUUUUGAUGCUGAUUAUCAGUCGAACACAAUGCUCUCAUUAUCGCGGCACUAUGAUGACCUACUACCCACAGAAAACAUUUUCAAAUGGAUCAGUCUCUGUGAUCCUUCGCUUUAAGUUUAACUAUCGAGCCUGUGAAGUUUCUUCAUAUUCUUGCACUGGAAACUGUGGUGCUGAAAGCACAAUUGUUACAGAUGCAAAGAUUGAGGAAGUCAGUGGUAUCUGGUGCCAGAGUGAAAAAAUCACAUCUCGGCUGCUUCCCAACAACUCUCCAUCUCAGCUUGUAUUCAGCGGUGGUGGCUGGUUUGAUACUCUAAAUAACAUUUACUCCUGGAGAGCUGUAACUAGCGUUGAGUUGAGACACCGAUCUGACACCAAAAAAAUCAACGUACCACCACAAACCACCAUCUUUCCGGCCCUGAGGGUUCCUUCAAACUGUAACGUCAAUAUUAAUCUGUUGGCCUUUGACCCCGAUGAAGACGAGGUCCGAUGUAGAAAUGCUAUCCUUUCCCUGAAUGAAUGUGCUUCACCUUGCACACCUCCACCUGUUCUCAGCCUCUCCUCUAAUUGUACGCUGUCAUUCAGUGCCACCGCAAGCAGUAAUCAAGGUUGGUAUGUAGCCCAGAUGGUGAUGGAGGACUUCCCCAGGCAGUCAAUCAACCUUACUCAUAAUGACGGAUCCUACGUUUUGAAAACUACAAGCGAUGCAAUCAGCCAGAUACCAAUGCACUUUGCUCUUUUAGUUGAUCCUGCAGCACCAUCCUGCUCAGAAGGUAAUUAUCUGCCCAGAUAUCUCUCUCCAACUCCAGAACAUGGAACUCUGUUCUACAGUGACGUCAAUCAGACUUUGGAGAUCAACAUCAGAGCAGUUGCAACACAUUCUAUGAUCUCUGAGCUCCUGUACAGCGGGCCGUCCAGUGUGGUCAAGAAGUCCUCAGGUUCAGGAAACUUCUCUCUUACAUGGACACCUUCUGUAGUAGAUGCUGGACAGAGCCACCCCAUCUGUUUUGUUGUACAGGGAAGUUCCAGCAACUCUGUGUAUCAGUCUGAGCUUCGAUGCAUCGUUGUGAUAGUUGGAAGCCUUCCAGAACCAAAGCCAAAAUUUGUUAAUGUUCUGAAACUGAAGAUCUCCACUACACUUUCACUGAAGGAUGAUCGGGACAUCAUUGAAAAUCUGAUUACAGAAGAACUAAUUAGACGCGGUUUUCCACCAGGCAUAACUGUAUGCCUGCUGAACAAUGGCUCAUUGGAAGUAAAAGGAUAGCUAGCCCCUAGUGGCCACUCAUUAAAAUUUAUUUAAUAUUUGCUAGGACUGAUUAAAUGGAGAAGGGGCCCACUGCAUCUUCAGAUCUCCAAAAAUGUUUUUGACAAAAAUCGUUAUUGUAAAUAGACUUUAUGCAACUAAUGUCCAUUUCUAUAUAUUUAAAAGACAUGAGAAAAUCUGUAAAUUCAUGAGUAGACUUUAACAGUCUACUUAUUGUUCAUAGACUUUUGAGCAACUGCUUAAUCUUAUCAGUUUCUAGAGCUCUCUGUAAAGAAAUGUUUGAUCUGUUUUUUAAUUGAAUUUGUACUUGCUGUGUUAUUUUCACUGGUUCCUGAAUAAUGGAGAAGAAUGAAGUGGCAUACGAAGCCAGAGCUUUUAGUUUGCCAAUGUUUGUCAUUUUAAGGAACAAACUUUAUAUGUAUGAAAAUUGUUAAAGCACGUAAAACUUAAAUUGCUUUAAAUCAAGAUUUGGUUAGAGUGGUAUUAGAAUGUGUUAUCUUAACACAAUUAAAUAAA
Cyprinodon variegatus (sheepshead minnow) is the source of this 1804-nucleotide messenger RNA. RefSeq lists its product as uncharacterized. The transcript has 10 exons. Bases 5 to 1288 code for a protein of 427 amino acids. The record is from RefSeq and is a predicted model, not a curated record. Lineage: Eukaryota; Metazoa; Chordata; Actinopteri; Cyprinodontiformes; Cyprinodontidae.